Pecten maximus is the source of this 10148-nucleotide messenger RNA. RefSeq names its product TLC domain-containing protein 4-B-like. NCBI's taxonomy places the organism in Eukaryota, Metazoa, Mollusca, Bivalvia, Pectinida, Pectinidae. The record is from RefSeq and is a predicted model, not a curated record. Gene Ontology annotation, biological process: lipid homeostasis. The coding region runs from base 163 to 981 and encodes 272 amino acids. The transcript is spliced from 7 exons. Gene Ontology annotation, cellular component: membrane; endoplasmic reticulum.
AACUGCUUAAUGUUUGGCGCCAUGAUGUGACGUCGAUUGUUGUUACUCCAUCUGCACUCAUGAUCGGCCGUCAUACAAGGGAAACAUCACGGAUAUGAUGCUAACGCAAAAUGUUGUGAAGGAAUAACCACCUUUUCUAUAUAAAGUGUGUGGAGUACAGCCAUGGGUAGAAUGAACACUGAAUUGGUCUUUGAGUUGACCUAUUACCCUGUGGUCAUCCUGACCUUUUGUGUGGUUGUAUACCUGUACAAAAAGGUCUUUCCAUUGAUAUCUCCAAAGCUGUCCAAGUCCUACACAACUCUUUCUAUAGAAGAUCAGAAUGAAUGGAAUGCUAGAAUGAUGUCAUCCUUCCACGCUACUGUUGUCAGUGUAAUAUGUAUAUAUACUCUACUGUAUGAUGAGGAGGUCUACAACGAUCCUAUAUGGUGUGAUCGCCCAUUGAUAAGAAUAAAUUGUGCCAUUCUAACAGGAUUUGUGAUAGCAGACUCCAUUCAAAUGAUGAUAGAUUCACCACAGAAUAUGGAAACCAUCAUGUACUAUUGUCAUCAUGGGUCUGCAGCUUAUGCCUACUAUUAUGUCUUUAGUUAUGGUGUUCUGUCCUACUUUGCCAACUACAGAAUUAUGGCAGAAUUUUCAACUGUAUUUGUUAAUCUCAGAUGGUUUUUCGAUAAAGUUAAUGUAGACAAAACCAGUACAUUAUUCAUCGUGAAUGGCUGUGUGAUGACCUUCAUCUUUGUCUCUGCUCGGGUGUUGUCCAUGCCCAAGUUUUGGUAUACUAUCUAUAUUUAUAUUGGGUCGGAAGAUUUUGCAAUUUUAGGAAUAAUAGCAAAAGUGAUGAUAAUCAGCUGUCUAGUGCUAGACAUUCUAAAUAUUAAGUGGAGUAUACGCAUGCUGAAAGGUGCACACAAAGUAGUACUGGCUAAGUUUGACAAAAAUAAAAAUGAAGUCAGCAAAGCGCAAAAGAGCGAGAAACAGCAAUGAAGAAGAUACAACGUUGGUCUUUCCUAACUUUUGAUUAGUUGAUUUUGUUACAUUCUCCUUCAUGGGAUGAUAUUUUGUUUUCAGCAAAGGUGCUUUUAAUUGUUAUCAUCAAUAUGUCAAUGCAAAUGCACUCUAAAAAUUGGUUGACAAGUUAUGUUUGUCAUGUGUUGGGUAGCCAAUAUUCUGUACUGUUUACACGGUAAAGAUUAUAUUCAAUAUUUGGUACACUGUAUGGAGAAGUACCCAAUAUUUUGUUCUCUAUGGAUUGGUUGUGUGAAAAUCUAGUUUAAAACCUCAAUUUCGGAUAUAACAAUUAUGGAAUAGGAAUUUUAGUCUACAUACUAUCAUCAGAUGGUGUGUUUAUUAAAUCGCUCUUCGUCUGGCAUCUGGCCAUCCAACUGUCCCUUACCAAUUAUUGGUAUCACUAUUUCUGUAGAAGCGCUCAAUCAUUAUCAAAUUUCAUAGUAUGUAGUUUCCCACUGGUCCCUAGUUGUGCAUGAUUAAUUAUAAAACUUAUCAGAAUUCCAGUAUGACUAACAGGCUGCCAUUUCGAAAUAUGACAAUUCCAGUAUGACUAACAGGCUGCCAUUUUGAAAUAUAUGACCGUUGAAGUUUGUUAUUGCUAUUGCUCAGAAAAUUCUUUUUCAAAUUUCACCUGUAAGUUCCUCUCGGUCUGUCAUUGUGCAUGUUCUAUCUAUUAGACCGAUCUUGAUGUAUAUUUGAUAUGUAGUUUCCUCUUGUUUUGAAAUGAAUAAGAGGAAGAAGAGAAAAUCAGAGAAAAGAUCAGUCUUACAGAGAUCCAAUAUGUCAUUUGAUGAUGGGUACCAAGAUCCCUCUUGGAUAUCUUGUUAUUUAUUAAUUGUUUUGAGUGUAUAACAUCAGUACACAGCAAAGUAUUUUUUGUUUAUAUUUACAUUGUAAGUGACAGUAUGCCUCAAAACUUUUUAUCACUUUAAUUCAACUGAAAUCAUGUAUCAAUGAAACCUAAUAUAAGUCCCUUUUAUUUGAAUUUAGAAAACUUAAUUAAAGUGUACAAUAAUGACUCUGUGUAUGAUGUCAUGGGUCCUAUUUGUCUUGUGAUGAAAUUAAUAUGUUGGCUGCAGAUUGUUUUGUCUGUGAUGUGGUAAUUAACCCCUGAAAAGUGAAUGAUGUAAUCUGUCACAAUGGGAUUACACCUGUUGGUGACAGUGAGGACUCAGUACACUUUGCUGGAUAUAACUGCAUACAUCAGUCUAAUCCCCACUUUGCAAGUUAAACCUGUUGAUGAAAAUUCAACGUAUCACUUAAAAGGUUUUUAUCAAACAUUUUGGAAACAUUUUUCCUGGAACUGUGUUAUUUUAGAUGAAUUCAUCAACCUUUAAUAAUUUAUAUUUUAAUAAUGUUAUGAAAAUACACACUUAUCUGAUACACAGCCAUUUUUUCUGGAGUUUUGAUAAACACUUUGCUUUUAUGGUAAAUGAUUUUGAAGUAGGAUACAUUUGAUAUAUUCACCCAGUAUAAACUUAAUAAUUCUUUUACAAGAUAAGGAUGUAAAUGACCACUUUAAUAUUGCAGUGUUCCUGUGUAUGUAUUUUAUUUACCCUUUUAUAUAUAUAUAUAUAUAUAUAUAAUUCCACCUUGCAAUACAGCCUACAUGUCUAUUUGGCCAGCUUACCUACCACAGCAGUACCCCAAUACCUGCUUAAUGGGAUAUGAAACAAGAAAUGCUAUCACUAGAGUUACUCCCCCUGAAAUAGCUCAUUAGUUUCAUUGUACAUAUGACAUGAUUAACAUUCCAGUCAGUAGUUUACAUUCUUCUCUUCACGUCCCUGUGAUUAAAUUGUAGUGAUGCUAUAUUAGUCUGUUGAUUCUCUUCAUGUCCCUGUGAUUAAAUUGUAGUUAUGAUAUCCUUAGUCUGUUGAUUCUCUUCAUGUCCCUGUGAUUAAAUUGUAGUGAUGGUAUCUUAGUCUGUUCAUUCUCUUCAUGUCCCUGUGAUUAAAUUGUAGUGAUGCUAUAUUAGUCUGUUGAUUCUCUUCAUGUCCCUGUGAUUAAAUUGUAGUUAUGAUAUCCUUAGUCUGUUGAUUCUCUUCAUGUCCCUGUGACUAAAUUGUAGUGAUGGUAUCUUAGUCUGUUCAUUCUCUUCAUGUCCCUGUGAUUAAAUUGUACUGAUGGUAUCUUAGUCUGUUGAUUCUCUUCAUGUCCCUGUGACUAAAUUGUAGUGGUGGUAUCUUAAUCUGUUAAUUCUCUUCAUGUCCCUAUGAUUAAAUUGUACUGAUGGUAUCUUAGUCUGUUGAUUCUCUUCAUGUCCCUGUGACUAAAUUGUAGUGGUGCUAUCUUAAUCUGUUGAUUCUCUUCAUGUCCCUGUGAUUAAAUUGUAGUUAUGAUAUCUUAGUCUGUUGAUUCUCUUCAAGUCCCUGUGACUAAAUUGUGCUGAUGAGAUCUUAGUCUGUUGAUUCUCUUCAUGUCCCGGUGAUGUAGAUCUAGUCUGUUACUUCUCUCCUUGUUCUAGUGGUAGUAAUGAAAUCCUAGUGGUGUACAUUUGUAUUUCCCUUUUUGUCUCUGUAAUUUCAUAUGGUGGUGAUGAAAUCCUAGUGGUGUAGUACUUCUCUUCACGCUCUGUGAUUUAAUGGUGGUAAUGAAAUCCUAGUGGUGUAGUACUUCUCUUUAUGUGUCUGUGAUUUAAUGGUGGUGAUGAAAUCCUAGUGGUGUAGUACUUCUCUUUAUGUGUCUGUGAUUUAAUGGUAGUGAUGAAAUCCUAGUGGUGUAGUACUUCACUUUAUUUCUCUCUGAUUUGCAUCAUGAUUGCUGUGAAGUGUUGUCAAUUAAGCAUAUCUAUCGUCUUUAUUGUUGGCUAGCUAUAUACAGUCCUUAUGAUUUGUAGCUGUAGAUUCUUUACUCAGCUGAUUCCAGUGUAUUAGGAAAUCCUUACCCUUUUAAUGGAUUCUGUUGACUUUUAUCAGUGUUUAAACGUUGUGGGCUUAUCAAUGUAAAACUUAAAAUAUCCUCAUUUCUCCAUCCACCGAUUAUAUAAAUACCAUCAGAAUGAAUAGCAGAUUUUAAUUAAUCUUAUAAUAUUCUGACUGCUUUUCAACAGAAAAACUUUAAUGUAUGACUGUGAUAAUAUUUUGUUAAUAUGUUUGACAGCUGUUCAUGAGAGUAAAACCUGUAAUUUACUAGAUUAUUUUUGGUGUAUUGUCCAGCUGUUCACAAGAAAAUAAGCUGUAAUAUACCAGAUUAUUUUUUGUGUAAAACGUAUUUGCAAGCUGUUCACACCAAAAUAAGCUGUUAUUUACCGGAUUAUUUUUGGUGCGUUGGCCAGCUGUUCAUGAGAUUAAAACCUGUAAUUUACCAGGUUAUUUUAGGUGUAUUUGCCAGCUGUUUGUGAGAAUAUAAACUGAAAUUUAUUAGAUUAUUUUUGGUGUAUCGGCCAACUGUUCAUGCGAAUACAGCCUGUAAUUUGCUUUAUUUUGGCAGUAAUUAUUCCAUAGACAAUAUGUGUAAGACUGAUCACUGAUCAACCUUACAUUAUGGACCUGUAUCCAGUUAAACCUGAUGUUAAAGAGGACGUUAAGCAAUUUUAGGCCACCUGAGAUGAAGUCUCAAGUGACAUAUUCUUAUCACCUUUUGUCUCUUUUCUUCCGUACAUAAACAAUUGACAUUUUCAACUUCUCCGUUACCACUGAACCAAAUUCAAAUUUGGCAGGAAACCUCAACUUGUGAAUUAUAUGGUCCUCAGCCCCAGGGUCCUGAGAGAAGGGGACAAAAGGGUCAAAUUGACUACAAAUUUCAAAAAUCUUCCUCUCCACUCCAAGAUAUGAUAGAAUCAAGUACAUUGUACAUACUCUUCACAGAUUGGAAAUUCUGAAGGUCCUUUAUCAAUAUUGUGAAUUUCAUGGCCCCGAGGUCUCACAUUUCGCCCUUGGGAUGGGGUAAAGUUUACUAUGGUCUAUAUUGGGGAAACACAUUUUUGAGUAUUUGUUCCUAUUACCAAAGGAAGUUAUCAGUAUUGGAUGUCAGUUGAAUAGCAUGCGCAUAUUGGUACUGACUGACCCCCUGGGCUUAAGGGGCGGGGCCAAACAUGGUCACAAAUUUCAAAAAUCUUCAUUACAAGACCCAAAUAAGGAAGAAAAACAAGUACUCUUCAUAGGAAGAAGAGUCUUGAGGUGCUUUAACAAAAUAGUGAAUUUCAUUAUCUUUGGGUCUAUUUUUCCCCGCUGGAGAGGCGGCAACUUUACCAUAGUCUACAUAGGGAAAUCACAUCAUUUGUUUUAUUUCUAUUGGAAUUCAUGAUCAUUCUAACUUGGUUUCCAUUAUCAGCAUGGGAUAACAGUUUGAUGGUACAUGUGUGGGGCCAGAAGGGUCAAAUCAAUUGAAAUUAAAAAAAAAAAAAAAAAAAAAAUCAAGACCCAAGUAAGGUAGAAUCAAAUACUUUUCAUAGAUAGAAGGUUAUUCAUGUGCUUCGCACAAAAUUUGAAUUUCAUGACCCUGGGGUCUCAACAUUUGCCCCUGGGAGGGGUAAAGUUUACUAUAAUUUACAUAUUAGGGAAAUCACAGUUUAAUUUGACUAUCAUUAUUGAAUUUCGGUUGCAAUACUUCCAAACUUGAUUCAAAUUAGCUAGACGAGAUGACAUUUUGAUGGUAUGCACCUGUUGGCCCAACUGCCUCCAAGGGCUGAUUUGCAGGGUCAAAAAGGGUCAGAUUAACUGAAAUUUCAAUUAUAGUCUUCGUCUGAAAACACAAAUAAGGUAGAAUCAAAUACUCUUCAUAGAUGGAAGGGUCUUAAGGUGCUUUACCAAAAAUGUGAAUUUCAUGACCCUUGAGUCUCAUGUUUGCCUCUGGGGAGGAGGUAAACUUUACUAUACUUUAUAAAGGGAAAUCACAUUUUUGAGUAUCGUUUGCUGGGUUUCUUUUGGAAUUUAUUCUAACUUGUUUUGGUUUUUUUUAUUAAUUUUUGAAGGCAGUUUGCAAAUGUUGGCCCAACUGAUCCCCAGGGGCUGAUGGGCGAGGUCCAUUUGACAGAAAUAUUUCAAAACUCAGGUGACCAUUAAGGGCCUCUCGUUACUUAUAGUUAAUGUUUUGAAGAUAAAGAAACAUCAUUCUAAUAACUUAAAUAGGGCUUGAUAAUUAACAUGUUAACAGUUUUAAGAUGGUGUAUUGUUUUAUUUAUGAUUUCAGGAUAUUUACUUCUUUCAUGAUAGGAUACUCAACAUUAUUCAACCACAGUUCUGGCCAUUCAACUGUAAAUUCUCAGAAAUAAUAUAUAUAUUUUUUUUUUAUAUAUUCUUAAGUACAGGGCCUACUGCUUAAUAUCUAGAUGAACUUGAAUAAUCAAUUGAAUGUUUAUUAAUAAGUUCUCAAUGUUUAAGUGAUAUUUUUUGUUAUAUUGGUGGCAAUCAGAAAUGAAUGUACAUGUACUUUGCUAGUGUUAUAUCAAUAAUGGCAUAAACAUGUAUACAUACAUUCAUACUAGUCAUAGUUUAACUAAAAUGUAUCCAUAAUCAAAAUUGAAUCCUGCUAAAAUCAUGUAUUUCUACUAAAAGCGAGUUUCUCUCUCAGAGAGUUAUUCCCCUUUAAGUUUUAUCUGACAUUGAAUUUUUCACAUCAAUACUGAUUUUAAACAAUAAUAUCUAAUAUGAUAUGAAUUUUAAGGACUAUUUAUACAUUUGCAUUUAUUGUUAUUUAUCUAGAUUAAGAUAAUUAACUCGCUUGAAAGAAAUGAUUGCUUGAUUUAUGAAUAUACCUCUACAUUAGUGUCCAAAUGCCCCAUCCUAAUUUUACUCAAAUGAGUAGCGGCUCCGUUUUUCAUCACACCUAGAUCAUUUUAAAAACAUUCUUAAAAUUACAAGUUAUUGUUAAUUACCCUUGGUAUGAAUCACAUGACAGACAUUAGUUAUACUUGGACUGUUCUUGUUUGGAUUAUUUUGGUAUUAACUGUAGAUAUGAGUUUGGUAUUACAUGUGAUCAUUAACUCUUCCCCACCUCAACAUCCUCAUACUGAGAGCUGGUGUUUGCUUUAUUAGGAUAUUUGUUUGAUUCUAGUCACCCGUCACAUCCAGAUGACAAUGAAGGUUCCUCAGUAAAAUCAGCAUUGUUUUUCUACAUGUUAGUUGUUGUCUUGUGUCUAAUGUCCAUGCUAUUUAUAGCAGUUAUCAAUUUUAUGAUUGACAGGAGUUUACAUAUCCAGUGUAUACCUUAUUUGUCUCCAAGAAAAAAGUACACCUGUUAAUACUGCUGUGUGUAUAUGUAUGACCCCGCCAAAAAUUGAUGUUUGAUUGAAUUUAGUGAUGGCAUUAUUACAUGUAAUCUAUUUGUGACAAUCAUUCCCCAUUUUUUUUGGUAGCCUUUCAAAAAGGCAUAGGUAUUUAUGUUCAGAUGUAAAAAUUAAUGUCAGGCAAUUCAUUUAAUUAAAUCCCUACAGAAAUAAGACUUGUGAUUAUCCUAACCUGGCUAGUCUUGUAUAACCACCGAACAUGCUUAUGUAUCAGAUCCACAUCUGUGACGCAGCCUUGUCAGUUGAACACCAUUAGGUUGUCAUAUCAGACAUACAAAUAAAUAUAAGGUACAAUGUACAUAUCAUAAAUAAAUAUUAAAUAGAUAAAUGUAAGGAACAUAUCAGCUCUUUUUUGCUUUUACAGACUCAACAAUAUGACCCUUUUACCAUAGUGUUAACGUUAUGUAGCACACACUACAGAUAUUUUCUUGUAUAGUUUAUGCUUGCACCUUAUUUCAUAUUUUAUCGUUCAAGAUUCCACUGCAUCAAAAGAUGCAUUUUAAUUGAUGGUAGAUUCAGUGUUGUUUGUUUUGAUAUACACUGUUAGGUGAAUUGAUUAGAUAUUCACAUUUUUUUUAAAAGUAUUAUUGACAUGAUUAUGUUUCAUUUUGUCUCAAAAGCAAACAGAUUUAAAGUUUUGAACAUGUCGCUUUUUGUGGUGAUAUGCAUUAAAAAAAACUCCAUCUUGUGGCAGACGCGUCAAGUUUAGUAUAAUAGGACAAAGUGUUUUCAAAUGCUAAGUUUUUAAUUGUUAACUAGCUAGCAUAUAAUAUUAAUAUUUAUAGUUUUGCAAAUUUUGUAUUCCAACAUAUUUACUAAUGCAUUGCUGAUAUUUAUGAGAACAGCAAAAUGCCUUUGGUUCUGGGAAAUAACUAUAUCACUUAAUGUGGAGAAUUAUAGCCAUAAGUCAGAUGGGGCUGAUAGUGAUUUUAAAUGGCCCCAGAUUGUCUUUGAAGGAAGGCGUGUUGAUAUCUACUUUGUGUUAUUUAUGUUUGAAGAUUGUGUUACAUUGUAAUUUGUUGGAUGUUUUACACCUCAAUUUGUUUUGUUUGAAGAAGACUUUUUUGUCAGAUUUACAUUUAAUAUAUAACCACAUUUAACUUCCUGACUGGAUUGAGAGAGUUGUAAAGUAAUAUUAACAUAUGGCUUCAUUUAGUAAUGAAAACAUUCGUUUGGUUGUUAGAAACAUGUCAAGUUAAGUUGAUUAUAACAUAAUUCCUGUGUAUAUCUUAUGUAAAUAUGAAAGUGUUUGGAUUUUUUUUAAUCAGUGUGGCAUUGUAGUCAAUGUUGAGUUUCAAACCUGCUUUAAAUUAUUGUUUCACUUUUCUUUGUGAUAAAAAAAUUAGUAUGUUAUUAAAUGCAUGCUGACUUGUUACUGUUUGUGUGAGAGGGUGAUUAUGAUUUCAUUUAACUGUUUAAAAACCAAACUUCGACCAAUUGUAUUGUUUUAUUGUUUACUUUUCUUUAGUAAAUUUUCUUAUCAAUUUCAUUAUGCAACAUUUUACGUAAAUUGAACUUUGAUAGCAUUAGCAUACGUUGUUUUUAUUCUAGUUUUAAUGCACCAGUUCAUUUUUAGCUCACCUGAAGGGCUGUUAUAAUUACUUAUGGUAUGGCGCUACGUCUGUCGCUUGUCUGUUAACUUCUCCUAAAAAUCUCUGAUAGUCCUGGACAAGUCCAUGGAUUUUGACCAAUUUUGGCGUGAAGCAUCCUUGGGUGAAGUGGAAAUGUACAGUUGACCCUCCGGGGCCUGAGGGGCAGCACCAAAUAUGGGUGAUAUAGCAAUUAAAACCUCUGAUGAAAUUAAAGGAUUUGGUCUGAAUCAGGGAACCAAUUUUGUAUAAACAGUGCAUCUGACCCCAUAGGGAUCUCAAGGGUAGCUAGGGUCCCCCAUGGGCCUGAGUGGCAAUAUAGAAUUUUCUUUGAAGCCCUUCCGUUUCAGUAGAUAAUCUGCAAUAAUUGCCGCAAUACCCAGGUGGGUGAUACAGGCUCUCUGGGCCUCUUGUUUACUUUGUUACAUGGAAAUAUGAAAUAUCUUCCAAUCUGUGUUAGACACAAUGUAUUGAAUUAGUUUAUUUGGUUUGUCUGGUUAUAGCAGAGGUUGUAAACAAUAGUGUAUCCUGUCUAUUACCGAAAACUCGAAUUCUACAAAUCAUAUAUACACUGUUAUCCUCAGUUUGACAAAGUCAAAGGUCCAUUACCAGUACAUGUACAUUUCAUGUAGUGUUUUGGAGGGGUUAUUUAGUCUGUUCAUUACUUUACCCUGGUGCGGGGUAGGGGCUUGUACGUGGUAUAUCCAGAUGAUUUGGUUGUCUUCGUAAUACAAAAUGGUCCAGUGUCAUCUCCAAAUAUAUGUCUGGUGACUAUACCAGAACCACAAUUUUGUCAUUAUUUUGUGCCCAUUUUAAUUUAUGAUUAACUUUGAUAGCAAUAAAGUUACAAUGCUGGGGAUGUUUCUUUCACAAAUGAAACGGUAUUUUUCAAAGUAAGGAAUGGAAUUAAAUCAAGAUAUCUGUCAGUCAUUAGCCUCAGUGCUUGUCUGUAUUCUAUACAUAUGCUACACUGUACAUCAGAAAUAUCCCCCACUUGGUUCCCAUCAGAGACAUACAUGUUGAUCCAAAUAACACACAUGUUCUUAUAUAAUUAUAACAUAAUUUGAUAUUGUUGGUACACAAGAGUAAAAUCUUAAUUUAAGCACGGUAAACACAUUAUCACCAACACUUAAAUGCAUUAAAACUUGUUUAUUGACUUCCUCUUGUACAAUUGUUCUUACAUGUGAUUUUAAUAUUUCCAUUGGAGUUUAUCUACAGUCGAUGUUAUCAUUAAACCAUCUACACAGGUCUUGGACCUUUUUACUGGUGUAUAUUAUUUUUAAUGUGUUGGUUACUGUUACUUUAAUAAAUCAGGAUGAAAAAAUGCA